Chilo suppressalis (striped riceborer) is the source of this 3019-nucleotide messenger RNA. The record is from the annotation of a GenBank genome assembly. NCBI's taxonomy places the organism in Eukaryota, Metazoa, Arthropoda, Insecta, Lepidoptera, Crambidae.
AGUCAGUGUAUAUUGUCUCAAAAUGUCGUCGCAGGAUAGCGCGCCUUUUACUCCUUUGUUUAAUAUCAAAAAGUGAUAAAUCAAAUGACUUUGCAAUAAUUUCAACGUACUUAAACUGUGAACUCAGUAGCAAUAUCCAUGUUGUGCUAGUGUGAUGAUUUUGUGGACAUUUAAUUAAUUUAGUGCUUGUAUAUAGGGAAUAGUGAGUGACCAACAAAACGUAAAUUUUGGUGGUUAAGGAACAAAAUCAUAUUCUCAAAAGAAACUCUGAAAACAACAAACUAUGACGGCAAGUGAACACUGACAUUUGUGUAAUUAUAAACGAGUAAAAAUAAAGUAUUAUAUAUAAUAUAACUACUACUUUCUUUUAAUAUGAUUACAAAAUAAGCAUUUAGUGCAGAUGGGAAAACAAUAAAUUUUCAAAGAGCUUUGAAUAAAAUCCUAAAGAACUAAAAUGUUUUAUAAAAUUUUGAUUACACAUAAAUGAAACGUGAUAGUUGUGUACAGACAAUUUUGUAUCAUAUAUAAUAAACAAAAUUGAGUGUUUGUAAAAAAAGGACACAUAUGUGCCCCUAUGGUCAGUGAAUGGCGGCCAUAUUAGCAGGCGUGGGAGCGAGGUGAUGCGCCGACUCGACCACGCCCAUCAUGAGCUCCUUCCUCAUGAACGGCGGGUACCAACCGCAGCCGGACCCCAAAUUCCCGCCUUCCGAAGAGUACAGCCAAGCGGACUACAUACCACCAGGAGAAUACUACCAGCACCAACAUCUCCAAUAUGGCUAUCAACAUCAGUAUGCGCCUGUCCAAAUCGGCACAGGUUACGGGUACGGGGGCUACUAUCACCCAUUACCGCAACAUCCUCCUGUGGCUCCACCUCCAAGGCCACCGGAGCCGUCUCAUCCAUCAGACGCAGACCACGGCUAUGUUCCCUCACAUAAUGGAGAAGUGGCUCCCGGCCUUGCUGAACUCGGGUUAAGACUUGAAAGGCAUAUAGAAGAAGCAGCACCCGCCGGGAGAAAGCUUCAUGCGUUAGGAAGAGAAGGGUCACCCGUUUCGGAAAUGGAUGAUGAGAGGUUACUAUUAGAUAGUCCACCGGUCGAAGACGACGACUCCUCUAUUUGUUCGGAUAAUACUGACAGGGUUAUUUAUCCGUGGAUGAAGAAGAUCCACGUCGCUGGUGCAUCUAAUGGAUCCUUCCAGCCAGGCAUGGAGCCGAAACGUCAACGCACAGCGUAUACAAGGCACCAAAUACUGGAGCUUGAGAAAGAGUUUCACUAUAACCGGUAUUUAACCAGAAGAAGACGGAUAGAGAUAGCGCACACACUAGUCUUAUCGGAGCGUCAAAUAAAAAUUUGGUUCCAAAACAGACGGAUGAAGUGGAAGAAGGAUAACAAAUUGCCGAACACCAAAAAUGUAAGGAGAAAAACAAAUCCGGCUGGAGUCACCACAACCACGGCUAAAGCCACACCAAAGAGUAGAUCAAAUAAGAAUACGAAUAAUAACGACAAAAAGAAAUCAAAUAACAACGGUAGGCCAGACAGUAUAGAGAACGUUACGGACAAUAUAAUGAAUGACUUGCAUUGUGUCGGUCAACAGAAUCUGUCGCACGAUCCGGCAAUUAGUCCAAUGUCGCAUGCGAAUCAAAUGAACGCUGGUCACCCUAUGACGCCGCAUCAUCUUCACAUGAUGAGUAUGCAUGCGGGCAUGGAUCCAGCAAUGGUUGCCAACCUCGCGGCACAUGGCUCCCCAGUUGGCAACGCUGGUUGUGGUACAGGACUACCCACCAACCAGCCAGUCAUAAAAUCAGACUACGGUCUCACCGCCUUAUAAUCUAAGUGUAAAGAAGAGUUAUUUUCACUAACGGACUUUCUGUAACAACCAUUCCUUUGUGUCGAUAAGUUGUAAUAAAGUGAUGAGUAAAUUUUAAUGUAAGCCUAUUGUAAUUCGUGUAAGUAUUCCUAGGGUAACAAGUCAUAUAUCGAUGUUUGGAUAGUUAAGUGGAAACAUUUACAAUGUCAAAAAGUGUGAUUAAUAUUAUUAUUUUAGGGUAGACGUAAACAUCUGCGUGUUGGAUUUGUACAUUUUAAUUUAAGUCAUUGUCGUGAGCUAUGUAAUUAAUAUUUAUUAAACAACUGUUAGAAUUUUAUUUUGAAUAAAUCUCAGUACUGUUGCUAUUAAGGCUUGUUAGUACAUUCAAUUCAACUGUUCAUCUGAUGAAAAGUAACUAAUGAACGGAAAUAAUGACAUAUCAAGGAAUUAUUUGGAAAUAAUUCCUUGUCAUUCUGUUCAUACCAAAUCCAUUAUUAAAAGCCCACAUUUAUGUGACUUUGCAAGUAGCCAGCUUUGCAUCAUAUUAUUUAAAUUGAAAUUAAAAGUUUUAUCGAAGAGUAUGAAAAUGUAUUUAGAAAACAAUAAAAUAUCACCUAUUUUAUAAAUAUUGUGUUUAUGAUUUAGCAACUUCCCAAAAUUUUAAUUAAAAACACGUGUAAUGAAUGUUGUAUUUUAAAUAUUUAGUUUAAGUAUUUUUACAGCUUUUAUUUUAACUUUGGAAUAAAAGAAACACAGAUAAUGACAUCUAAGAAAUUAUUUGUCAUUAGUUUCUUUUAUUGUAACUGCUUUUCGUAAAUUGACAAAAUUUUCCAAAUUAAACAUCUACAUAUUUGAUCAAUUUUAUACUGGAUAAAUAUUAUAAUUAUGAUUGAAUUUAACAAAUCUAAUAAAUAUGGCGAAUUCAGUUUAUCUUUUUAGCCAUGAAUAAAAACUGUCUAAAUUGUAACGAAAAAAGAAUAUAUUAUAUAGUUAACAUUUUUCAGAUUGAUCAGAAAAAUGUACUUACCAAUAAAUAUGUAAUAGAUUUUGAAGCAACCAUUAAGUUUGUGAAAAAUAACUAAGACCUUUGUGAUUUAGACAAUGACUUAGUAUUAGGGUACAAAAUGUGGUAUAUUAUUUUAAUUGGGAGAUAUUGUUUUGUAACUAAAAUAGGAAAAAUGUGAAUACGAAACCAAUAAAUAUAGUAAUACUG